Adineta steineri is the source of this 744-nucleotide messenger RNA. The record is from the annotation of a GenBank genome assembly. NCBI's taxonomy places the organism in Eukaryota, Metazoa, Rotifera, Eurotatoria, Adinetida, Adinetidae.
AUGGUAUUUCUGUUUGAAUCAUUCCCAAAUGAAAUUUUUAUUCACGGAAUAUUUUCAUAUUUAUCUCUGAUCGAUUUAAACUAUGAAUUUCUAUUAUUGAAUCAACGUUUUAAAUGGCUUGUCGAUCGCUUUUUAGCAAGAAAACAACAUUGUAUACAUAUAACAUGUGACACAACCUGCCACAAAGGUGCAUUUAUUCUAGAUUACAUUUUACCAUUUCAUUCUGAUAAUCAACAUUUAAAAAGUUUCGAGAUAAGUCAUGCUGAGAUUUUUAUUAAAUUUAUUGACAAUAUCAAUCGAAUUGAUACAAAUCAUCUUAAUAAAAUCGUGGUAACACCAUAUAUUGAUAUCUAUUUUGACUCAGUGAUAAAUAUCGUGUAUAAAAGUCCUCAAUUACAUGAAAUAAAAUUAAAUGUUUUGACAAACAUCGAUUCAAGUUGGGGAGAUGGUCGAAAAUGGACUCGAUGGUUUGAAAUAUUGAUGAAACAAAACCGACAAAACAUUCUGAGAAUUCUUGAUAUUUGUAUUUGGUGUAUAAAUAAUAAUGAUGCUAAUAAUUUCGACUUACGAUUAUGGAGCAGGGAAGGUGUCUAUCAACUUAAUACAAAUUGGAAAGUACAACUGAAAUCAGAUCAAUAUUUGAAUUGGACUCAAAGAAGACGAGCUAUUGAAUGUAGUCCAAGUGAUCAAGAUUACUCAGUCAUUUUUCAUGACAAACAAAAUCCAACGUGUUCAAUUAACUAA